GCUCGUCGCCGCUCGCUCCCCGGCCGGCGCUGUGUCUUCUGCGCCUCCAAGAUGAGCGGGCAGCGGCGAGCCGGCUGCCGGAACCCGCUGUGCCUGCAGUCCAUUAUUCUAGCGUGUUUCGGAAGUGAAAAUUUCCACCUGGAAAAGAAGCUGGUGUGAGGUCUGGAAGUGGUUUUACCAGGCAACCUCCACUGCAGAUGGCCAUUGCUCAUCCAGUAUCUGACCAGCUUCCCUGGUUUUUGAUGCGGAAGCAGGAUUGUUUUAACUAAAGAUGGAAACACUGGAGUCGGAAUUGACCUGCCCAAUCUGUUUGGAGUUAUUUGAAGACCCUCUGUUGCUGCCGUGUGCUCACAGCCUGUGCUUCAGUUGUGCCCAUCGCAUCCUGGUGUCCAGCUGCUCCUCCAGUGAGUCAAUAGAGCCCAUCACAGCAUUCCAGUGCCCUACCUGCAGGUAUGUCAUCUCCCUUAACCACCGCGGCCUAGAGGGCCUCAAGCGGAAUGUGACCCUGCAGAACAUUAUAGAUCGCUUCCAAAAGGCUUCUCUGAGUGGCCCCAACUCCCCUAGCGAGAGCCGCCGAGAGAGAACGUACCGCAAGAGCCCUGCCAUGUCCAGUGAAAGGAUAGCGUGUCAGUUCUGUGAGCAGGACCCACCGCGGGAUGCGGUGAAGACCUGCAUAACCUGCGAGGUGUCCUACUGUGACCGCUGCCUCCGGGCCACGCACCCCAACAAGAAGCCGUUCACCAGCCACCGCCUGGUGGAGCCCGUGCCAGACACACACUUCCGAGGACUCACUUGUUUGGAGCACGAGAACGAGAAAGUGAACAUGUACUGCGUUGCAGAUGACCAGUUGAUCUGUGCCUUAUGCAAACUGGUGGGACGCCACCGGGACCACCAGGUGGCAUCGCUGAGUGAUCGAUUUGAGAAGCUCAAGCAAACCCUGGAGAUGAACCUCACCAACCUGGUUAAACGCAAUAGUGAACUAGAAAACCAGAUGGCCAAGCUGAUACAGAUCUGCCAGCAGGUGGAGGUGAACACAGCCAUGCAUGAGGCCAAGCUGAUGGAGGAGUGUGAUGAGCUCAUGGAGAUCAUCCGGCAGCGCAAGCAAGUGAUCGCCGUCAAGAUCAAGGAGACGAAGGAGGACACCAAAGUCCACCAGAAACUUUUGAAAAGGGUGGCAUCCAGCCUUAACCUUCCAGCUGAGGAGGUAGAGGAACCCUCGGACUCCCUCUUCGAUGUCCUUUUGGCUACAGCGCUGGCCAGGGUGGCUCUCCCACUCCAUGAAGGGGAGCGUGUUAAGAAGGAGUUUAAGACUCUGGUCAAAGAGGGCACAGCUGCCGCCAGGGUGGCCCUUCAGGGAGCCUUGGAUGCUGCGGAUACAGCUGCAAGAUCUACAGCCUCCGUGGUGUCCAUGAAGAGAGUGUUGUGGUUCCUGUUAUCGGGGUUGUCCAGCAAGGCACAAAACUCCUUGCAGGACCUCCCAUUCGAUGGCAAGGCCCUGUUCUCAGAACAAACAGACGUGAAGUUACACGGUCUUAAGGACUCCUGCACAACAUUAAAGACUCUUGGUCUCUAUGUUCCGGCCCCGGCCAGGACCAAAUUCAAACUGCAGCAGGCCCCCAGUCAGGCCACCAACUCCAGAUACGAGCCCCCUUAUAAAAAAUCAAGGGACUAUAAAAAGCGCCCACAACGGCAAUCCCGGCCUGCACCCCAGCCUGAGCCCUGUAAGGGCAAGCAGGCGGGAGACUGGUACGCCACCCUCGAUCUACAGGACACGUACUUCCACAUUCAUAUAUUCGAGGGCCACAGGCGUUUCCUCCGCUUCACGGUAGGACAGGAGCACUACCAGUUCACUGUCCUCCUGUUUGGCCUAUCGACAGUUCCCAGAGUCUUCACAAAGUAUAUGUCUGUGGUAGCGGCCUACCUCAGGCGUCAGGGGGUCCAGAUCUUUUCCUACCUUGAUGACUGGCUGGUCAAAGGCAGCUCCAGGGCACAGCUUUCCUAUGCUUUCCCCCUGAUUCCGCUGAUCGCCAAAGUCUUGGAAAAGAUAAAGACGGACAGGGCUCGUGUCCGUCUGAUCGCCCUGGCAUGGCCCAGGCAGCACUGGUACGGGACUCUCACGAGCUUGGCAGUCGCCCCGCCAUGGCUGUUUCCAACCCGCCCAGACCUGCUCUCCCAGGACUUCCUCCAUCCCAACCUAGCAGCCCUCCACCUCACGGUGUGGCUGCUCAACGGUCUGUACAACUCCAUGGAUAGCUGGAUGAUUGUCCCCAACAUCAAACAGAACCACUACACCGUGCACGGGCUCCAGAGUGGCACCAGAUACAUCUUCCUUGUCAAGGCCAUAAACCAAGCUGGCAGCCGGAACAGCGAACCUGCCAGGCUCAAGACAAACAGUCAGCCCUUUAAGUUGGAUCCCAAGAUGGCCCACAAGAAGCUGAAGCUCUCCAAUGAUGGGCUGCAGAUGGAAAAAGAUGAGAGCUCCUUGAAAAAGAGCCACACGCCUGAGAGGUUCAGCGGCACUGGGUGCUACGGAGCAGCAGGCAACAUAUUCAUCGACAGUGGGUGCCAUUACUGGGAAGUGAUGGUGGGAUCUUCAACCUGGUACGCCAUCGGCAUCGCCUAUAAAUCAGCCCCAAAGAAUGAGUGGAUUGGCAAGAACUCCUCAUCCUGGGUCUUCUCCCGCUGCAACAGCAACUUUGUGGUGAGACACAACAACAAGGAGAUGCUGGUGGACGUUCACCCACAGAUGAAGCGCCUGGGCAUCCUCCUGGAUUAUGACAACAACAUCCUGUCCUUCUACGACCCGGCCAGUUCUCUCCAUCUCCAUACAUUCAACGUUUCCUUCAUCCUGCCGGUGUGUCCAACGUUUACCAUCUGGAACAAAUCUUUGAUGAUCCUGUCAGGCCUGCCUGCUCCAGACUUCAUCGAUUACCCGGAGCAGCAGGAGUGUAACUGCCGACCGCAGGAGUCCCCAUACGUAUCAGGGAUGAAAGCCUGCCACUAAGCAGCAGCCAACCCCUGUCAUGCUCCACAGUGGAUCACAGGAAAUGUUUGUGGGGGCUUCUGAAAGCUGGGUUGGAAAGCAGGCCCUGCCGCCAGAGAAAUAACACUCGGCGAGUGAGCACCUCCCACAGGAAUCUCAUUUUUAAGGGAAAAACAAAACUUUAAAAGCGAUUGAAAUAAACUCUGUGGCUGAGCUCUGUGAGUGUGGGAAUACGGCUUGUGAAACUCCUUUGUAGCAGGAUGGCGUUCCUACAGCUGGACUGUCACAUGGCUUGUUUGGGGGUGAGCGGAGGGUGAUGUGGGCAGUGCUUGUUCCAGGGCCCCCUAGGAGUGUGGGCAAGGGAGGGGAUCCUGGGCAGAGCAGGGUGUGGCCUGGUAGGGGCCAGCUUGAGCACCAACCGGCUCCAUUGACCAUCGCCAUUCAGAUGGAGGGCUGCAAUCGGCCGCAUCUCAGGAAGGAUCCGUCACAUAAACAGCGUGGCUUUCAAUGUCACCCAGACAGGCGGCCGCAGCCAACCAUCCAGAGCCAUUCAACUGUAUGCAGAUUGUGAAAGUGGAACCCGCUCUAAGAGAGCCAUCCAGCUGCUUCACCUGCGGGGUGUGGCUGGUGUGUUUAGUUGACAGGGGCACACGCUUCCUCCCGCUCGGGGGGACGCUCAGACCUGAAAUCUGGCUCCCCCCAGUGCUCCCUCUUCUUCCGUUAUAACUGCCUCCUUUGGGAGGCCCUUUGUCAUUAUACAUCAGGGAGGCCCCAGCCAAGCCCACCUCUGGUUGAUAUCUGAUCUGUGAAAUGGAGCAAGCUGAGGCGUCUGUCCCCUCCAGUGCCCAUCUGGGGCCUGUGGAGAGCACAGGCCCCAUCAUGCAAUGCUGCUUCUUGAGGCUGGGCUAGGUCAUGCUCCAUGGUAGAGAUGCGUCUGGCCAAAGGAUGCACUGGUUUAAUGUAGGCCAUCCCCCUGGAAAGAGUGUGUGUUGGGAGUGGGGAAAGGGCCCAGUAUUACCUGGUGUUGCUGCUGCUGCCGCCAGGCAGGGGGAGUGGAAGCUGGCCAAACAGCACCAUCUCCAGAGAAGCAGGAGAGAGCCAGUGGGCCGUGGGAUGUAUAACUACUGUAGCGUACAAGGACUGUAUCCAUUAUUUAUGCCUCUGCACACAGCCCUGGUCAGAAUUCACUUUCUCCUCUGUACGUUGUGUUGGUGUGAGGGUUGACUGGGGGCUACAAGGGAGUAAAUCUGGAAGACCAAAUAUGAGCGCUGAUAGCAAGCAAGGCAGCCUGGCCGGGCAAAGUCCGUCUAGCUCGUUCUCUGUCCCAUGCUGGCUGGUUCUUGGGGUCGCCUCUGGAGUCAAUGCAGAGCCGUUCCUUUCACUCUGAAGUUAACCUAUGGGGCGGAGAUCAGAAUCCAGUCCCCGGGCCUUUAUGUUUGGGUAACUUUGCCCCCUCUCAUGCAGAGACUUGCCCAAGGUUUUUGUUUCCCAUGAAUCCCAGCUGGUCUGACCCUCCCUGGAAGGCACCUUGCGUCAUCACUUACGCUGGGACCGAGCAAGGGCAAGUUCUGCUAAUCCUCAGCUCUUCCCUUCCUGAUGCUGGGGGAGCGUGUUGCGUAGAUAGCUGUGAAUGACAACAGGAGCUGGGCAUGGGAGGAUGGGCCUGCAUGUGUCAGAGGAACCGCAGGUCAUGGGGAGACAGUGCCCAAAGCACACAGAAAGCUGCCUCGUGGGGCCUUUGAUCUGAAUUGGGAGAGGGAUAGGCAAUGUCUUAACUUUCAUAGGUGCAAAGGGAAUGCCGUCACCAGCAAGUGCGACUUACGAUGUCUCGGUUCCAGCUGCUUCUGCAGCUGUGGGAAGGUCUAGCCUGGGUUUGCAGCCUUCCACACCAGAGCCGGUCCUGCUGCAGACCCUCAUUCCAUGCUGUGGACAUGGCUGUCUGAAUAUCAGUCUACUGGCUUUUAAAGUCUGGUUCUUUCACACACAGCUGGUGCUGUUCUGCCAGGGACCCAGCAUCCAAACAGCUUUUAGAACUGGCGCUAACAAAACCUCCGUACCUUGGGAAGUCUCUCCUUUGGAACGAGGUUUGGCUCUUUUGUCCAGCCAAGCACCAGGCUGGCAGUAUUUGCUAGUGCCGGUCCAGGGGCCAGGUUCAGUGUGUUCUUUGGAAUGUCCCUUCUGUUAGUCUCUCCUUAGUUUUGUUGCAUGGGGCCAUGUGAUCCAGGACAGGAGAAGUUGCCCGACUGCCCUUGUGUGGCUUAAAACUCUGCUUAACUUUUCCUUGUUUCAAACAGGAAGAGACCUCUGGACCUUGCUGAUCAGAAAUCUACCUCAUAGCCCAACCUCCGGGGAGCAGGUGGAUUGAUUGAUCCAGGGGUAGUCUUAGUGUGUGUGCUACUUAGUGUUAGGAUGGAGUGGGCAGAGCAUGGCUCACCUGGCUGGAGGGAGAUUCCUGCCUAGUUUCAGGAG
This is a messenger RNA of Terrapene triunguis (Three-toed box turtle), 5452 nucleotides long. RefSeq names its product probable E3 ubiquitin-protein ligase MID2. The transcript has 12 exons. The record is from RefSeq and is a predicted model, not a curated record. NCBI's taxonomy places the organism in Eukaryota, Metazoa, Chordata, Testudines, Emydidae. The coding region runs from base 272 to 3004 and encodes 910 amino acids. Gene Ontology annotation, molecular function: zinc ion binding; protein binding.